UUGUCACCCUGAUUGUCAGUGGGUGUGUUUUUAUUUGUGUUUUGUUCUCUUUUUAUCCGCCACGAAAAAUGUCUCAGACCAAUUUUACGAGUACUCCCAUUAGGAAAAAGCUCAGAUUUCGCGGUGACUCUAUUCCGUUGUCCUACCCGGAUCCGCGACUGGAAGAUUUGCUGGAUGAGGUGGACGGAAAAAGUGCAAAAAAUGGCGAUAUUUCUGGUGCAAAAGGUCCUGGUGGAAAAUCCACCGAACAGGCAUCCCUCUAUGAUUUUCUCAAAGUCGAACUCACACGGGGUUACAUGCUGGAGCACGAUGAGGAGCGCUACAGUGCCCGGAGGCAGAAAAUCUAUGCCUUCAUGAAGAUUCCACGGGAAGUGGAAUCAUUUAUCUAUUAUGGGGUACUUCAGUGUGCUGAUUCUUUCCUGUAUAUCCACACAUUUUUGCCCGUGAGGUACAUCCUGGCUCUGUGGGCCAUUAUCUAUCGGCCCAUUGCCAGCUGUUUCGGUUUGCGGAGGCGAAAACGGAGAUUGCUGGCCCCAGCGGAAGUCUGUGAUUUGUUGAAGGGAUCAAUCUGGUUAAUUUGUACCAUGUUGAUGCUGAGCUUCGUGGAUACGAGUCGAAUGUAUCACAUCAUCAAGAGUCAGUCGAUUAUUAAGCUGUACAUCUUCUACAAUAUGUUGGAAGUUGGCGAUCGACUGCUGUCAGCUUUUGGGCAAGAUGCCAUCGAUGCACUCUUCUGGACAGCCACAGAACCCAAAACGAGCCGUCGGCAGCAUCUGGGCAUCAUCCCUCACUUCUGCUUUGCUCUGAUUUAUGUCAUUGUCCACAGUGGCCUGAUAAUGUUUCAAGCCACAACGCUCAAUGUUGCCAUCAAUUCCAGCAACAAGGGAUUGCUGACCAUCAUGCUGUCCAAUAAUUUUGUGGAACUCAAGGGGAGUGUUUUUAAGAAAUUCGACAAGAAUAAUCUGUUUCAGCUCACAUGCAGCGAUGUCCGGGAGAGAUUUCAUCUGUCGAUGCUCCUCCUGAUUGUGGUGAUCCAGACCAUGAAGGAGUUCAAUUGGGAGGGUGAACAGUUCCUCCUCAUGUUGCCCGAUUGUGCCUAUGUGUUCAUUGUUGAGUUCUUCAUUGAUGCCUUAAAGCAUGCCUUCAUCUGCAGAUUCAAUGAACUUCCCGUGGAAGUUUACAAGGAAUACACCCUGAGUCUGGCCUAUGACAUGACUCAGACUCGUCAGAAGCACGCAUUUUCUGACCACAGUGAUCUCGUGGCACGUCGAAUGGGCUUCAUUCCCUUUCCUUUGAGCGUCGUCCUCAUCAAAGCAGUGUACAAUGCUCUGACCUUCGAAUCCUGGGCUUCAGUGAUCCUUUUUGUCCUUGGGUAUCUCGUUCUGGUCCAACUACGUGUGCUGAAUAUGAUUGUAGCCCUGGGCAAAGCCUGUGAUCUGAUGCGAAAGCAUCAGGAAGAGAAGAAUGUUCCAGCAACGCCACAAGUGCCCAAAGGACGCAAUGUCACGGAUACAGCCACAUCCCCUGUCCACAAUUUCCCUCUGCAGCGCUCAAAGACCAUCGAUGGGGUUCCGGAGAAGAAAUCCUCUCCGGGAGUGGAGAAGAUGCAGGAAGACUCAAAUUUGGGUGCAACAGCUCUCUUUUCCAAUAGCGAUGUCGACUUGGAGGGUGUCUGCCUCAAUGAGAAUCUCCUCAAUGAUUCAGAUGAAGUCUUCCAGGAUGACUUCUCCAUGACACGUAGUGUUCCGGAUCUCCAGAAGAGGGGCAUUGGACGGAGGGAAGAUGAUGAAUCCAGCGAAGAAGCCGUUACUACGCGAACACACAAAAGAUCUGAAUCAGAACCAUCAAUCCAGAGUGUACUUCAGGGAACUUCCCUCAGCCCCAAUGGAACGACCAAUGGAGAGAGAACGUGACCCAAUUGAAGUUCCCAAGCAAAAGGCACAAUCCCAAAUAUCAUGCAACCAUACAGGUAAUCACAUUAUCAUUGAAUGCUUUGAUAAAAAAAACACUUCGUUUUGCAAUUCCUUCAAAAGCUUCUCCUCAUUCAUUUAAAAAGAAAAAAGAGAGAAGAAAAAGUGCCAAAGGAAUCUUUUUGUUUAUUGAAAAAGAAAACCCUUUUUCCAGAAUACAGUACUUAUAUUAAAAAAUUCACCAUAAAAAAAUCUCUUGGACAGAAAUAGCGCUUAAGAGGAAAAUUGCGCACACCCUAUUGAAUUAUGAAAUUUUUGAUUAUACUGUCUCUGUGUGUUCUCUUUGAUUUUGAAAAAGAAAAAAAAUCACAUGUUUUCGCGUGCAACUUGUGUUGAGAAAUUGGAGAAAUAUGAUCUAAAAAUAUCCAUCUACCCCUUUUCAUUAAAGUACGACGUUAUUCACGAGCACAACAUAUAUUCUUGUGCAAUUUCGUACAAGGGAUGUCUUUCUGGGUUGAUGUGAAAGUUCGUUGGCUAAUUUGUUUUUUUUUUUUUUGGAAUCAAUUGGAAUUUUGACAAAAAUACAUUUGUUUUCCUAAAUAUUCACCUUUUCAAAUUUUAUUGAAUGAAAUAAAAAAGGGAUGAAUGUAAA
This is a messenger RNA of Phlebotomus papatasi, 2562 nucleotides long. Its product is annotated as protein TAPT1 homolog. Gene Ontology annotation, biological process: positive regulation of cilium assembly; maintenance of protein localization in endoplasmic reticulum. The record is from RefSeq and is a predicted model, not a curated record. Bases 69 to 1913 code for a protein of 614 amino acids. Gene Ontology annotation, cellular component: ciliary basal body; endoplasmic reticulum membrane. NCBI's taxonomy places the organism in Eukaryota, Metazoa, Arthropoda, Insecta, Diptera, Psychodidae. The transcript has 2 exons.